Molecule: messenger RNA, 345 nt
Organism: Octopus bimaculoides (California two-spot octopus)
Lineage: Eukaryota; Metazoa; Mollusca; Cephalopoda; Octopoda; Octopodidae
Source: RefSeq, a predicted model, not a curated record
AUGGUUGCGGGCUUGCCUAAGCUUACGUAUGAGGAACCUCUCCAACGACUGGCAUUACCUUCACUCGAACAACGGAGAAUGCGAGGAGAUCUCAUCCUGGCUUUCAACAUCUUCAACGGGAAUGUAAACCUACCAUUUGCGGAGUUCUUCAUCCCUGCUCCAGAUAGAAGUCUUCGUGGGCAUGAUCGCAAACUCUAUCCCCGACACUUUCGACUCAACAGGCGGAAGGCUACAUUUUCCGUCUGUAUCGCAGCCCCGUGGAACAAGCUACCACAAGAUGUCAUUCGACUGCCCACCACUCCCCUGUUCAAAGAGGCUCUGGACAACUGUGGCGACUAUGUAUAA